CGCGCAAGCGGAACCCAGGAAACCGGGUGGCAGCUGGGGGCGCCGGCAUGAUACUUUCACUGCGAAAGACCCACUGCCAGCCUCUCUAAUCUCUCUCUCCUUCUUUUCCUGGCUUGGCCCACCACGUGGUGCAUGCAAAAAAGACAAGCUCUCUCCCGCACGCCCGCCUCACUCGUCUGCUCUCUCUCCUCUCUCCCCUGCUCCUCGCUCCGGCGGUCCUGGACACUCUCCAGCAGCGAGCCGGCCCCGUCCUCGCCCGCAUCACGCCGGAGGAGCCGCAAGCGGCCGGCCCCGUCUCCAGUCGCCGGCCUCGCCUGCAUCUCGCCGGAGGAGCCGCAAGCGGCCGGCCCCGUCUCCCGUCGCCGGCCUCACCCGCAUCUCGCCGGAGGAGCCGCAAGCGGCCGGCCCCAUCUCCAGUCGCCGGCCUCGCCCGCAUCUCCCCGGAGGAGCCGCAAGCGGCCGGCCCCGUCGCCCGUCGUUGGCUCCGCGUCGCGCCUCCCCGGAGCAGCCGCGGAGAAGAAGGUUUCGCGCUCCCGCCCGGACACCGCCUCCCGCCCUCCCGAGCUCGCGUGGCCGCGCCUCCCGCCCUCGUAGCGGCACGCGAGCACGCGCGACGGAGUCCACACCAUGCGCCAUGCCACCGUCCGCGCGCUGGCUUGAUUGCCAUGGGGUGCGGCUUCUCGUCACGGGCAUUGGGCGGCCCGUAACCGUCGCGCGCGCCACCGCUGUGCUCGUCGGCCGGUACGUGUUGUGCUCGUCAGCGCACCUGCUGCAGCCGGGCCGCGCGCUGUUCCGGCCGGACGACGUGCUGCAGCCGGGAACCGUCUAUUUCCUGCCCCCGCACUCCAUCUUCCAGGCUGAGUCCUCCGCCGUGGCAUCGAACUCGCGGGCAAGGGCGCCGUCGACGCGCUCUUGCCCGGCGACGCCCAGCGCCGCACCAGCUCCGAGGCCGAGAGCCAGACCGCAAAGCCGCCCCGCCCCGCCGCCAAGAGCUGCGCCGCUCGUCGAGUCCAUGGGUCGCUCGUCCAUGCAGAGCGCGUCCACCAUGCGCCAUGCCACCGUCCGCACGCUGGCUUGACUGCCAUACAUGCCUGGCCAUGUACUCUGCUCAUAUACUACUCAAACAAUGGCCAUACAUGCCUGGCCAUGCAAUAGCUCGCUUCCGCUCAUCUCCGCCCGCGCGGGGCGCGCCGCCGUGCUGGCUCGCCUCCGCUCCGCUCCGCCCGCGCGUGCGCUCAGCGAGCCCCUGGUCCGCCUCCAUGCUUGAGCCCCGCUUCCCCGGCCUCGCACGUCCCGCUCCGGCCUCUGCGCCGACCCGCCGCUGGCGCCUGCUCUGCUCGCUUCUUCGCUGGGCGCGCGCCGAGGAGG
This is a messenger RNA of Triticum aestivum (bread wheat), 1368 nucleotides long. RefSeq names its product transcription initiation factor TFIID subunit 4-like. Lineage: Eukaryota; Viridiplantae; Streptophyta; Magnoliopsida; Poales; Poaceae. The transcript has a single exon. The record is from RefSeq and is a predicted model, not a curated record. The coding region runs from base 635 to 1078 and encodes 147 amino acids.